Messenger RNA from Penicillium malachiteum, 312 nucleotides. RefSeq lists its product as uncharacterized. NCBI's taxonomy places the organism in Eukaryota, Fungi, Ascomycota, Eurotiomycetes, Eurotiales, Aspergillaceae. The coding region runs from base 1 to 312 and encodes 103 amino acids. The record is from RefSeq and is a predicted model, not a curated record. The transcript has a single exon.
AUGCAUCAAACCAAAGACCUCUUCGAGUGGACGCGACGGCAUCAGCGAGAGCUUGACCGGUUAAAAGCAUUCAAGAGAUCGCGCUCCAAAAACCGUGUUGACAAUAUAGCGACUGCGGCUCAGCACAGUGGCCCGGAAGUGAGUGGCGAAGGCCUGAAUGCACCCUUUGACCAACAUGUAAGUUGGCUCCUACUCUGUGUAUUGGGCCAACUUGAGAUAUAUGGACUUCUCAAACCGGGAUUCCAAAGCCUCGAGGUCCGGCUGGCUGAAUACACCAAGAGCGAUGGAGAGUCUGAGGCUCGCAAUCUGUGA